Anisakis simplex (herring worm) is the source of this 246-nucleotide messenger RNA. The record is from the annotation of a GenBank genome assembly. NCBI's taxonomy places the organism in Eukaryota, Metazoa, Nematoda, Chromadorea, Rhabditida, Anisakidae.
AUGAGCGACGAAUCAGCGGCUCAAGCUGCCCAACUACAGUCGAAUCUGAUCCAGGACGGUGAGGACUCUGUUGAGGCAGCUAACGGUGAAGGUGGUGGUGCGGGAACGGAAGGUACAGUUCGAUCACAACAUUUUCUAUUGACGGUUAUCGAUAAUUUAAGCGAAUAUUUUGGCGUGGAGCACACUCAGAAUGAUCAGUUGUCCAGUUCUCUGAGCACGUUUUUUUAUAUCGAAGUGGGUGGUUGA